AUGGAAGACUUUGAACGAACUCUGGUAGUUAUCAAACCAGAUGCAAUGAAGCAUAAGAACGUGAUUGUUCGUCGCAUUAUAGACGCCGGAUUUACCAUCCUGCAAUCAAGAAUAGUCAGACUAACUCCGGAGCAGGCAUCAGAGUUUUAUCGCGCCAAGAAAAUCCAUUCUUGCUAUCAUGCCUGGAUAGCAGCGCUGACUGAAGGACCAAUACAGGCCAUGUGUGUUUCGAAGAUUAACGCUGUUUCUGAUCUGCUGUGGCUGAUCGGCCCCGAACGGUACCAGGACGCCAUCAAAAAGGCACCGGGAUCAUUGCGCGCUAUGUUUGCCGAUAGUAGAAACGAGCUGCAAAAUGCCGUUCACGGAAGUGAGGAUACAAGUAGUGCACACUUUGAAAUAAAUUUCUUCUUUCCAUCGCUUCUAUUGGAACCGAUUUUCAACGAUCAACGAUUAAACAACUAUCUAUCGGCUAUGGUAAAUCCAGUUUUGAUGCAAGGACUUUACACACUGGCCAAAGAGCGUCCAAAAGAUCCGAUUAUGUGGUUUUCAAACUGGCUUCUAUCGAAUAAUCCCUACAAGCCAAAAAUAUCAUCCAGCACAUCUGAGCCAUAGUAU
Molecule: messenger RNA, 615 nt
Organism: Ochlerotatus camptorhynchus
Lineage: Eukaryota; Metazoa; Arthropoda; Insecta; Diptera; Culicidae
Product: nucleoside diphosphate kinase homolog 5
Exons: 1
Coding region: 1-612 (203 amino acids)
Source: RefSeq, a predicted model, not a curated record